Molecule: messenger RNA, 6446 nt
Organism: Esox lucius (northern pike)
Lineage: Eukaryota; Metazoa; Chordata; Actinopteri; Esociformes; Esocidae
Product: protocadherin alpha-C2
Exons: 4
Coding region: 611-3628 (1005 amino acids)
Biological process (GO): homophilic cell-cell adhesion
Cellular component (GO): plasma membrane
Molecular function (GO): protein binding; calcium ion binding
Source: RefSeq, a predicted model, not a curated record
UCUCUUCCUCUUAUAAAAAAACGGACUGUGCUCGAAUACACUCUCUGAGAAUGACCAAAAACGGUCGACGACUGAAAAUAUUGAUAUAUUGAUUGAGAUUUAUAAAAAGUAUUAUUGGUAAUCCCCAAGGUAAGACUGUUUUUUUUUUUUUUUUCAUUUGACGCUGUUUUCUAUCGAAUGUGCUGAAAUACAGCCUGUACGGUUUGAGAGCACGGUUCCCCCUCCCCCGCUGCCCACAGACACCAUCGCACAGAGAGUAAGAGAGGGAGGGGGAAGGAGAGAGAGGACAGAGAGAAAGAGAGAGAGAGCGAGAUAGAGAGAGAAGAGAGCGUUAGGCAGCACCCGUGAGAGGGAAACAAGAGACUGCCGCGCGGAGGAGAGAGAAGAGAAAAAGCAGCCGCCGAACGGACAAAGGAAAACAUGGAUGUAACUGGAAAAUGUCAUUUUAAACUAGCACCUAUACCGGAGAGGAUGCUUUGGUCGUCCUGCACAUAGUAGGGGGUAACGCACGAACUCUUCCCCCCAUUUUAAUGUGUCGGGUGGGGACGCACGGCAAGCUAAAAAGGCGGAAAGCUAUCUCUAAUCCGUCUGCGGACCCUGCCUGCUUGCGAUGGCUGUGGCAGGGCGAUGCUGUUACAGCAUAACGCAGAAUGUGCCUUUUACUUUUUAUUUUGUGAUUUUUGUACUCAGUGGCCUUUCAAAUGCACAAAUACGAUACACCAUUCAGGAGGAGCAGGAGAAUGGGGCUGCGGUCGGCGACAUUGUUCGAGAUUUGGGUCUGGACCUGAGAAAGCUUUCCUCGCGACGCAUCAGAAUCACCUCGGACAGUGCACGAAGAUAUUUCAACAUAAAUCAUAAAAAUGGAAAGCUGACGGUGAGUGACCGCAUAGACCGAGAGACGCUGUGUGAAAUCAGUGGCACCUGUUUCCUUAACCUAGAGGUGGUGGUUGAGAACCCGCUCGAGGUGCACAACGUGGAGGUGGAGAUUCUGGAUGUGAAUGACAACUCGCCACAGUUCCCCAGGGAUGAGUACCAGCUGGAGAUCUCAGAGUCGGCACUAACGGGUGCUCGGUUCCCCAUCGAGGGCGCGCAGGAUGCAGACGACGGCUCCAACUCGGUUCGGCUGUAUCGGCUCAGCAACAACGAGCACCUCGCACUGGACUCCAACAAGCCCUCCGCAAAUAGCAAGCACAUAGAGCUCGUGCUUAAAAAGCCAUUUGACCGCGAGCAUACACCGUCUCAUCAGUUGAUACUGACAGCUGUCGACGGCGGUGCGCCAGCGCGCACCGGGACAGCCAAAAUAAAUGUGCGUGUUCUGGAUUCCAACGACAACGUUCCAGCAUUCGACAAUUCCGUAUACAAAGUGAAACUGUCAGAGAACUCUCCUAAGGGUGCUCUAGUCAUAAAGUUGAAUGCCACGGAUCCAGAUGAAGGCACAAACGGGGACGUGUUUUACUCUUUUAGCAGCUAUACCCCAGAGAGAGUGAGACAAAUGUUCUCAUUGGAUACAGAUACAGGAGAGAUCAGAGUGAAGCACAACAUAGACUAUGAGGAGACCAACUCCUAUGAAAUGUACAUACAAGCUAUGGACAGAGGCCCUUCCGCGGUGGCCGUCCACUGUAAAGUGGUGGUGGAGGUUCUGGACAUGAACGACAACAUUCCUGAAAUCGUGCUGUCGUCUCUGUCCAGCCCUGUCCGUGAGGAUGCAAGGGCCGACACGGUGGUGGCUCUGAUCAGCGUUAACGACCGGGACUCCACCCAGAACAAACAGGUGACCCUGGAGAUCCAGCCCGGACUCCCUUUUAAGAUCAAGUCUUUCCGGAACCACUACACCUUAGUCACUUCUGCCUUCCUUGACCGAGAGACCAUCUCCACCUACAACGUCACAGUAACGGCCGUUGAUGGGGGGAGCCCGGCCCUCUCCUCACACAUGACCAUUAAGGUGGACGUGGCGGAUGUCAAUGACAACCCUCCCCGCUUUGAGCAGACGUCCUACACUGUAUACAUGACGGAGAACAAUGCGCCCGGCGCUUCCAUGUGUGUGGUGAAGGCUCUGGACGCCGACACCGGGGAGAACGCUCGUAUCACCUACACCGUCCUGAAUGACAACAACCAUGGCAUCCCGGUGGCGAGCUACGUCAGCAUCAAACCCGACACGGGGGAGGCCUACGCCCUGCGGUCCUUCGACUUUGAGAAGCUCCGAGAGUUCCACUUCCAGGUGAAAGCCCAGGAUGGAGGCGUGCCGCCCCUCAGCCGCGUGGCCACCGUCUAUGUUUACAUCAUGGACCAGAAUGACCACUCCCCCAGGAUAGUCCACCCUCCAGCCAAUGGGACGCGGACCACCGAGACGCUGAUGAAGAACGCGGAGGCGGGGGCACUGGUGACCAAAGUGGUCGCGUGGGACGGGGACGCGGGUCAGAAUGCCUGGCUGGUCUAUGCCCUGGAUCAGACCACUUCUGACCUGGACCUGUUUAAAGUCCACGAGCACACGGGGGAGAUACGCACCACGCGGCGGGUCAGUGAGGAGAACUCCACCUCCUUCCUGUUGACUGUCUUGGUCCGUGACCAUGGCCUCCCGCCACUCUCCUCCACCGCUAUUGUCAACGUGCACGUCAUGGAGCUGCCGCCCAAGCUGACCCCUGACCCCAAGCGCAUCAUCAGGCCUCACAGCACACAGCUGUUCUCGAACGUGACCCUCUACCUGAUCGUGGCCCUGAGCGCCACCACCUUCGUGUUCCUGGUGACCGUGGUGGUGCUGGCCAUCGUCCGCUGCCACGCCUACUGCACCCAGCCCGGGUCCUGCUCUCCCUGCUGCGUGUCCCAGAAGAGCGUCCCCGAGGGGGGCGCCUCGGCGGGCGGCGGCGGAGGGUCAGGCGGCGGCGGCGGCGGAGGCGGCGGGGCAGGUGGUCAGGGUCAACCCAACAACAACGUGGCUCUGCGCCGAGACCUGAAGGUGGAGCCGCACUACAUCGAGGUGCGGGGGAACGGCUCCAUGACCAAGACGUACUGCUACAAGACGUGCAUGACAGCCACGUCGGGGAGCGACACCUUCAUGUUCUACAACACUGGCCGGCCCCACAGCGGCACCUGGGGCUCGGGGGGGUACGUCACCAGCCAGAGCGGACAGAGCCAGAUGUUUGUGCGCCGGCUCAGCAUGCCAGACGCCACCGCCAUACAGCCCAAGGCACCCAAUUCAGACUGGCGUUACUCAGCCUCACUUAGAGCUGGCAUGCAGAGCUCAGUGCACAUGGAGGAGUCCUCGGUGAUGCAGGGAGCCCAGGGGGUUCUGGUCCAGAACUGGCCGACCGUGUCUAGUGCCGCCGGAGAUGCUGAGGGUGGAGAGGUGUCUCCUCCCAUGGGAGCCGGAGUGGACAGCAACAGCUGGCACUUCCGCUAUGGCGCCGGCGGCCCUGGAGCGCCCCCGCAGCACCUGAAGCCCGGGGAGGUGCCUCCAGAAGCCUUCAUCAUCCCUGGAUCUCCCGCCAUCAUCUCCAUCCGCCAGCAGGGAGGAGAGGACGACAAGAGCGACUUCAUCACCUUCGGAAAGAAGGAGGAGGCCAAGAAGAAGAAAAAGAAGAAGAAGGAGAAGAAGGAUAAGAAGGAUAAAGGGAAGGAUGAUGAUGAGUAGUGGAGGAAGAACAGGAGGAGGAAGAGGACCGGAGGGAGUUGAUAAAACAGAGAUACCAACCAAGUCCGCUGGGAAUCAAAACAUUGUCUCUGUUUAAAAAAAUAUAUAUGUCCUCACCAAGAUUACUGUCACCACCACAUCCCUUACUGAGGUAAUUGAUAAAUCAUACCUUGGUGAGGAAAACAAAUGUAUUCCAUGCCCACAGUGGCCUAUAAACCCUGAGCCAAACAAGACCUUCUCAGCCAGGGGAUUAGAGCUAGUAUCCCCCCAACCCUCUGCUUUUUACCCGUGGACAGGUUGGCAGCUCUGUCUUAUGCGUCCCCUCCCACCACGUUGUAAACUCACAUCUCUUUAAGAGGAAACAAACAUCCAACGAAAAGAUGAACACAGCUCUGUGCCAGCCUUGUAAAAAGAGCAAAAAAGAAAAAAAACAGGAAAGGUCAAGACGAACCAAUAGGAAGUAAACGAACGAUGACACGCAGUUUAAUGUUUGUGAUGUAGAGCUGGACACUCACACUUGUAAAUAGCACCGGAGAGAGUGACUGAAGCUGAGGUUAAAGGUCAACUGGACACUGCUGCUGCUUCCUGUCAUGUUCUCUGUCUAUCAGUGUUCCCGAGACAGCAAGGAAAACAUGACUGUCAAUGACACACACACACACACAUACAGUAACAACAUGGAAACUGAGAACACCUGAGACCUGGAGAGAGGUGCAUAACAGCCAAUAAAACAACAAUGUAAUGAACACACAACACAAGUUGUAGAGAAUGCAAGCUCCUCCCCAGCAGCACGGUCACCAAAGCAGUACACAGUAGUUCUACUCUCUCAGGGUCGACAGGGAAGUUUUUCCUGGUUGGUUCGCUCUUUCGGGACAAUGACAUUCCUUCUCUCUCAGAGCAGCCAACAGCUGAACGCAAACAGGGAGAUACAGUGAAUGCCAAAAAGGAUGAACACUCAUCGGAUUUUCUUGAGAACGAAAGAGGGACGAGUCCAGUUGGCCUGAUGUUGAGAGGUUUGGAUCUGGAGUCUUGCAGAACAACAGGAGUGUCUCGAGCUUGGUGAGCUCUUCUCCUCUCCCCUGCCACUUAGCAAAAGCCUGACGCUUUCUGCUCUGAAUGUUUGGUAGCAACCAUCCCUCACCUGAUAACCAACAUCCUCCGCUCCAAGCACCCCCACACCCACCCUCAACGCCACCCUUUCCCCAACCACAGACUGCUUCUUCACAUGAUGAUGAUGAUGAUAAAUUGUGAAGUUUUUCUCUUUUUAUUUGUUCUUGGAGAAGAGCCGCAAUUUCCUAGUCAGUUAUUUAUUUAUUUUUUUGCAUUAACUGACCUGCAGUCAGUGCUUCUGCUUGUCCACCCCCCUCGCCAUGUCCUCUGUCUCUCCAUGGACUCUGCCUCCAACUCCCUGUUCGUUCAUGGUGAACUGGGAAGGCCUAUUCUGAACAUUGUGGUGUGCUGGAGACAGCAUGGAGUAAUGUGAACGAGGCCUGAGGAACCCGGUCGGGGCCAGGAGUGUAUUAUUCUGUGAGCUAAUGUCAGAUGUCUCUAAGUGCAAAACGGUUCAGUGCUUUUAACUUGUUAAUACUACGCUGUCCAUUCCUAUUUGUGGUCCUUGGCAAGAGGAGAUGAGGUGGGAUGGAGACAGGGAAUGGGGUGGAGGGCUGAACAGGGUAUCAAGGGCUAGCCCUGUCCUCCAUGUUCCCAGGUAAACAUGUGUUAUUAUAAAAUUCAUUAUGAUUGGUGAAUCCAAACAGUUGGCCACUCAUUGGCUUUUAUGCACAUGAUAAAAGUAGAGUUAGAUUUGCUAUUCAUAUAUAACCUCGGCAUUAAUAAAUGCAAUGUAUAGCCUAAUUAUACAACUUUUAAUGAAUAAGUAAGGGAAUCUUAGGAUUCCAACCCCACAGCUCUAUCCCACCAAUCCUCUCUUCACGAGGUUUUAUAAAGGGGCGGAGACAUGCUUCAGCCCUGCUUCUAUUGGUCCCCCCUUCCUCUGCCUGUAAGUUGUUGCCACGCCCCUCAUGUUUUGCGGCUCAGUAUGACGUCACUCCACAAAAGAGGCUGCUGCAUGUAAUUUUCAAAGGAAACACAUAUUAUAUAGAGAAAUAUAUAUAUAGAAAUAGAUGGCUAUGAUUUUAUUAUUUUCUAUUAUCAUUUUACUUCAUGACUCGCACAGGAGAUAUUUGUAUGUACCGUCUCUGCCAAGCAUCUUCUACAUAUUACACCUCCGCACUCCACAAGACAGUGGUGUUGUACGACGUUAACUAAUCCUCUUAGAUAUUUGUAAAUGCUACAGUGUGAUGCCCUUGAACGCAACUUUGUUUGAUUUCAUUUGAUCGAAGUAUUGUUUUUGUUUUCGAGAACAAGUAAAGAAAAGAAAAUGGAGAAAAAAAAAUAUUUGUGUCUGGCUUUGACAUUAUGAUCUAACUAACAGUGUAAUAUUGUAACUGAAAUAUGUAUGAUCCUACAAUGAGCUUUUUGCCUCCCUUUCACCCCCUUUCAACAGAAAAAAAGGAAAAACUAUGAAAAAAAUGUAUUCCAAUGUAAAAAAAUGGUAUAUGUAUUGUAUGCUUGUAUUUAGUGAGCGUUCACGCUGUCAUUCUUUAUCAGUGUAUGGUGGUGACCAAUGGUGGCGCUGUACUGUCCCACUGGUCAGUACAGAUCUGUUGUAAAACCUUUUUUGUACACCUGCUCAUCUACUGUGAUGGUGAAGUAGUGAAAUUUCAUUUAUUUCUGUUUUUUUAUUUUACCUAAAUGGAUACAGUGGUAAUGUGUUUUGUUUAUAAAUCACUAAAUAAAGUUUUCUUUCAUAAAAAUGAGA